Coffea eugenioides is the source of this 654-nucleotide messenger RNA. RefSeq names its product putative lipid-binding protein At4g00165. NCBI's taxonomy places the organism in Eukaryota, Viridiplantae, Streptophyta, Magnoliopsida, Gentianales, Rubiaceae. The record is from RefSeq and is a predicted model, not a curated record. The transcript has a single exon. Bases 34 to 474 code for a protein of 146 amino acids.
UAUUUACUAUAAAUAGCAUGCAUAUAGGUACCAAUGUUGAUGCCAAAAAGUGUGCAGCUAGCAAGCAAGAAAAUGGUUUGCUCUAAGGGAAUUGCCAUCAUUAUUUUACUUAAUCUGAUCUUUUUCACUUGUGUUUCAUCUUACAAGGUUGUUCCAUGUCCUCCUCCCAGAAAACCUGCUCCGUUUACAACUCCCCCUGCUCCCAAGAAACCUGCCAAAUGCCCGAAAGAUGCCCUCAAAUUUGGCGUUUGCGGUGAUUGGCUAGGUCUAGUUCAUGAGGUUAUCGGAGCAAAACCGAGCGGCGAAUGUUGUGCACUGAUAAAGGGUCUUGCUGACCUCGAAGCUGCAGUAUGUCUAUGCACUGCCAUCAAGGCCAACAUCUUAGGGGCGAUCGAGGUUAAGAUACCAGUUGCCAUUAGUAUGCUGAUCAAUUCGUGUGGAAAGAAGGUGCCAGAAGGCUUCAAGUGUGCAUAAGCUUAUUUAAGCUACUACGUCUAAAUUUAUGCAUGUGAUUGUGAUUGUGGCUGUCCUCGUGUUCGAAUUGAUUGUUAAGCUAUGUCACGAUCGAUCGUGGCUUUUGACACGGUCAUUGUUUUUAUUCCUUAAUGGUAUGAUCAAAUAAAUAAAACAUUUCUAGUUCCUUUACAAAGUUAA